UCUCUCUCUCUCUCUCCUCCACUUCCCCUGUUCCUUUUUUAUAUUUUUCAUUUCCUUUUUCCUGCUCUAAACAAAUCCUUAAUAUAUGUAUCUCCUUUGUUUUUAUAAUUAACCAGCUUCUCUGUUCCAACUUCCAAUCAACCAUCGAAUAAUCACAAUAUACAACACAACACAUCAUCAUAAAUCAAACCCACCUCUUUUUCUGUGGCUCCUCAACGAUUCUUGGGCUGUCAAAAAAGAAAGAGGCUGAGGGGUGGAGGCACAUAUAGAGCUGCGGGCAGAUGCUACUGUGAGGGAAUGGCAGAGAGAAGUGGAAGAUAAAAGGCUUAGGUCAGGGGAGCGAUAGGCCCAAGUCUUGAUGCAUAAACAAGUACACUCUUUUGUGAUUUUGAUGCCAUGGCUUACCCGCAUUACCGAUCACAGUUCGGCGACACAACAUUCACCAAAGUGUUUGUCGGAGGACUCGCUUGGGAGACUCCCACUGAAGAAAUGCGUAAAUAUUUCGAGCAGUUCGGAGACAUUCUUGAGGCUGUCAUAAUCACCGAUAAGAACACAGGAAAGUCUAAAGGCUACGGAUUCGUAACAUUCCGUGAUCCGGAAUCAGCUAGAAGGGCUUGUGCUGAUCCAAACCCAAUAAUAGAUGGAAGAAGAGCUAAUUGCAAUAUUGCUUCUCUGGGAAGACCUCGACCUUCCCCACCCCGAGGAAGGAACGUAUUCCAAGGCGGAAGCACAUCACAGAGUGCAGCAUCGUAUGGUGGCGCCCCGGCAGCAGUUCCGCCGCCUCCUUUGCCGCCGCCUCCGCCUCCGCCGGGGCCUGGCCUCAUGUACCCGCCGUAUGGAUACCCUCCCUACUCUCCUGAUUACGGGUACCACCAAGCCGCAUUGUACAACUCACAGAUUCAGCAGCCACAAUACUACCAGCAAGUGUAUGGAGCUUCGUCGUCGGGCGUGAGCUCCCAGUAUUACUAUGGCUAUUCUAUGCAGCCGCCUAGGGCCUCAUAUUCUACGCCCCAGCCUCAUCGCCUGCCACCUGGAUCCUCCUAUCUGUACUACCCUUACCCUUCACCCCCACCCCCACCUAUGGAUCUCUCCUUCUCCGCUUAUCGUCCCCCUAGACAACCAACACUGUUAAGGCACCCCUUCCCCUCCCCUACUGAUUCACAAUCACAGACUCAACAGCGCCCCUCCUCCGAGACCGCAGCUGGAGUAGUUACGGCAGCCUCGGAAAGUCCGAAUACCCAAGGGAAAAACUAAUAAAUAUAGACACCUGCUGAAAGUUAAGUUUCAACUGUAUAAUCCUCACAAUUUCAUCACAUUAAUUCUUCAUUAUCUUUUCCCAUAAUAUAUCAAUUUAUUUGUUUUUGUCCAAAGCUGUAGCUUUAGGCAAUAAUGGUUUGGCAGAUCACAUGUGCUCUCCACAGAUAUCGCACUCAAAAGAUGGACUAAUCAACAACUCCAUGCAGACCUCCUAAUUUGUCCCCUUACCUUUCUUUUUCAAGGACUUUUCAAUUAUAUAUUUUUACUAAUUAUUCAAUUCCUUUUUUAAGUUACACUAUUAUCCCAUUAUAAGAGCUUAUAACAUCUUGCAUCGACAUUGUAUCGUCAACAAAUGAAUAAGAAAGGCGUUGUCCUCGACAAGAAGCUUUGCUAAAAGCAUUCAUCAAAAGUCCUAGCUCGACAUGAUACAUUGUCAGCCAAUUCUAUAGAGCAGAUUAUUGGAGUUUAUGAGCUUCGGCUCCUAAUUAUAUACUUUCUUGAGGGGACUCAUUAACCCCCUUUUGAUCUUUUUUCUUUUUAACUGAAUCCCCUUGUGAUAUAAAUCAAUUGUUUUCUCUUUUU
Prosopis cineraria is the source of this 1839-nucleotide messenger RNA. RefSeq lists its product as uncharacterized. The transcript is spliced from 6 exons. The coding region runs from base 397 to 1254 and encodes 285 amino acids. The record is from RefSeq and is a predicted model, not a curated record. Gene Ontology annotation, molecular function: RNA binding. NCBI's taxonomy places the organism in Eukaryota, Viridiplantae, Streptophyta, Magnoliopsida, Fabales, Fabaceae.